Molecule: messenger RNA, 1293 nt
Organism: Humulus lupulus (European hop)
Lineage: Eukaryota; Viridiplantae; Streptophyta; Magnoliopsida; Rosales; Cannabaceae
Exons: 1
Coding region: 1-1293 (430 amino acids)
Source: RefSeq, a predicted model, not a curated record
AUGGAAGUUGAACACGGCAGGAAAGAAAAUGAACAAAGUUUAGUAAAUGAUUACUUUGACCGUGAAUUCUACUUCGAAAAUAAUAUUUGUGAUGUUGCUUCUGCACCAGGCGAAAGUGGUGUUAAUCUAGGUUGUGAACCUGUGGACUUUCUUAACAAAAGGACAACAUCAUCAUCUCCAACUCCAAAUCACAUUGACCCACUCAACUACUAUGAUUCAUUGGACCACCACGAUGGACAAAAUCAAGUCCCUAGUGAAGACACAUUUAGUUUCCCAAGUGGGUCAGAUUUGGCAAUUGGUCAAGAAUUCACGAACAAAGAUGAGGUAAAAACUAAGUUGAUCGAUAUUGCAUUAAAGACUUGCUUUGAGAUGGAAAUUAAUAAAUCUACCAAGUCAUUAUAUGUGACAAAAUGCAUUGACAAGUCAUGCAAUUGGGCAGUGCGUGUAGCAAAAGUUACCAACUCAGAGCGUUUCUCAAUACAAACUUAUUUUAACACUCACACUUGUUCCCUUAUUAGCUGGAAAAGAAAGCAUCAUCAAGCAAGUGCUGUAGUAGUUGCUAAUGUCGUGAGGUCAAGUUUUGAUUUUCAAAAAGAGACACCGAAGCCAAAAGCAAUAAUGACGAUUAUGCAGAACAAUCACAUGCCAAUAACAUAUUGGAAAACUUGGAAAGGGAAAAAAAUUGCAAACAACCUUCUUAGAGGUUCACUUGAAUUAAGUUUUCAAAAUCUUCCAACUUACUUAUACAUGGUUCGAAAUAUGAAUCCAGGUAUGAUAACUCAUUCGGAGGUGGAUGAAGAUUCUAAAUUCAAAUAUGUUUUCUUAGCAUAUGGAGCAUGCAUCAAAGGAUUCUGUUGCAUGAGAAAGGUUAUAGCGGUGGAUGGGACUUGGUUGAAGACCAAGUACAAAGGUGUAAUGCUCAUUGCAAUAGCACAAGAUGGUAAUUUUCAUCAAUAUCCUAUUGCUUGGGCUAUGGUUGAUUCAGAGAAUGAUGCUUCAUGGUCAUGGUUCCUUGCAAAGUUACAAGAACUUAUACUAGAUGAUAGUGAUUUAAUCUUUAUUUCAGAUAGAAAUCAAAGCAUCAUCAAUGGGGUGUCAAAUAUUUAUAGGAAGUCACAACAUAGGCAUUGUAGGUGGCAUCUAUCUCAGAAUAUUAAAGCACGUGUCAGAGUUAAAGGUGUCAUAAAAUCAUUCGAAGAAACUGUCAAUGCCUAUAAAGUUUCUGACUUCAACAAAGUCUAUGAUGAAUUGAAGAAUAGAUAUCCUAUAGCAGUGAAGUAUCUUGAAGAAUAA